AUGUUCAAAUACUUCGUUGUCGCCUUCUGCUGCUUGGCCAGCGCUGCUGCUGCUCCUGGCUAUUUGGGUGGCUUGGCCGCGGGUCCGGGUUUGCCUUUGGCCGCCGCACCGGCCAUCUCCUAUGGCCACGCCUUGGGCGCGCCCUCGCUUGGUUCGUAUGGCUUGGGUCCCAGGUAUAGCUAUGCCGCGCCAGCUCUGGCUCACGCUCCACUGGCUGCACCCGCCUACUCUGCCUAUGGUCUUGGACCCAGGAUUAGCUAUGCUUCGCCAGCUCUGGCACAUGCACCACUCGGCCUGGCACAUGGACCACUCGGCCUGGCACAUGCACCACUCGGCCUGGCACAUGGACCACUCGCUGCUCCUCUGGGUCUGGGCUAUAGAUCGUAUGCUGCUCCUGCCCUGAGCCUGGGCCAUGGCUGGUAG
Drosophila montana is the source of this 423-nucleotide messenger RNA. RefSeq names its product cuticle protein 16.5. The transcript is spliced from 2 exons. The record is from RefSeq and is a predicted model, not a curated record. Bases 1 to 423 code for a protein of 140 amino acids. NCBI's taxonomy places the organism in Eukaryota, Metazoa, Arthropoda, Insecta, Diptera, Drosophilidae.